Lipotes vexillifer (Yangtze River dolphin) is the source of this 309-nucleotide messenger RNA. RefSeq names its product vomeronasal type-1 receptor 4-like. Gene Ontology annotation, cellular component: membrane. Gene Ontology annotation, biological process: G protein-coupled receptor signaling pathway. The coding region runs from base 1 to 309 and encodes 102 amino acids. Lineage: Eukaryota; Metazoa; Chordata; Mammalia; Artiodactyla; Lipotidae. The record is from RefSeq and is a predicted model, not a curated record. The transcript is spliced from 2 exons. Gene Ontology annotation, molecular function: pheromone receptor activity.
AUGACCAUUUUGUUCAGGGGCAUUCAAGAUGCAAUGUCAUCUUUUGGAAUUUGGCCUAUAAUGGGUAAUAUUGGCUGUAAAUCAUUGUUGUACAUUCAUAGGGUGACUCAAGGCAUUUCUCUCUGCACAGUUUCUGUCUUGAACACUUUUCAGGCCAUUAGAAUUAGCCCCAGAAACUCUAAGCGGAAUUUCCUCUGCAUCAACCUCAUGAUCUGGACUAGUGGCUACAUGGUGAUGCUCCUCUACAAUCAUCACAAGACAGUUCAGAAUCUUCAUGGCAGCAGCCUUUCUCCCAGACUGUCUCCUUAA